AAUCUGGCAACCCUAGAUACCAUAGUAGAGGAUGAGACACCGUCCGGGGAGCUGCACUGAGAAGUCGUCUGAACACGAUUAGCACAGGAUGGCUGGAAACGCGUGGAGGUCAACGCUCCUAAAACUUCUCGAGAGAUGCGGCGUGCGGAUAAGUGAGGCGCGCUCGGCUCCGGAAAUUUGUGAAACUACACCCCUCAUUUUACACCAGGUGUCCCGUGUAAUGGGAGUCAUAAAGACUCAGAGCCCACAGCCGAGAACGUUCUCCAGAGGCAUUAAAACUGUAACGUUAAUUCCUGGAGAUGGAAUCGGUCCAGAGAUCUCCACUGCAGUAAUGAAGAUAUUUGAAGCAGCUAAGGCCCCUAUUCAAUGGGAAGAGAGAAACGUCACCGCCAUCAAAGGACCUGGAGGCAGGUGGAUGAUCCCUCCUGAGGCCAAAGAGUCGAUGGACAAAAACAAAAUUGGAUUAAAAGGACCACUGAAAACACCAAUUGCUGCUGGACACCCGUCCAUGAACCUGCUGCUAAGGAAGACCUUUGACCUGUAUGCUAAUGUGCGUCCUUGUGUGUCAAUCGAGGGCUAUAAGACGCCUUACACUGAUGUGGAUCUGGUCACCAUCAGAGAAAACACGGAAGGAGAGUACAGUGGGAUUGAACAUUUGAUUGUGGAUGGAGUUGUGCAGAGUAUUAAACUGAUCACAGGGGAGGCCAGCAGGCGCAUCGCUGAGUAUGCAUUUGAGUACGCCAGGAAUAACCAAAGAGCCAGUGUCACGGCCGUUCACAAAGCCAACAUCAUGCGAAUGUCCGACGGUCUGUUCCUGAGGAAGUGCAGAGAGGUUGCUGAGAAUUACAAGGACGUGAAAUUCACUGAGAUGUAUCUGGAUACAGUCUGUCUCAAUAUGGUGCAAGAUCCCUCUCAGUUUGAUGUACUGGUAAUGCCUAAUCUUUAUGGCGACAUCUUGAGUGAUCUGUGUGCCGGAUUGAUUGGGGGUCUUGGAGUCACUCCCAGUGGAAACAUCGGAGCAAAUGGUGUCGCCAUAUUUGAAUCCGUACACGGAACUGCCCCCGACAUCGCAGGCAAAGACCUGGCGAACCCCACCGCCCUUUUACUGAGUGCCGUCAUGAUGCUGCGCCACAUGGGACUGCAUGGGUAUGCUAAUAAGAUUGAGACGGCCUGCUUCGACACCAUACGGGAAAAAAAGGUUCUGACUAAAGACCUCGGUGGAAACUCUAAGUGCUCAGAGUUCACAGCUGACAUCUGCCGAAGAGUGCAGGACAUGGAUUGAGGCUUUUCUAGUGUGUAUGUUUGGAUCUGAUGCCUAAAGAACUGACAGUCAAAAAAAAAAAAAUCUUCGUAUCAUUCUAAUAUAUGCGCACAAUUCUACUAAGUGUCUGCAUUUUCAUUUCUCCAGAACCGCAAAGCACUGUCUUAAAUUCUUGUCCUUAAGUGAUUGUAUUUGUGAGCUGUUUUAAUCUGUCAAAAAGGAACUACAUAAUCCAAGAUAAAAUGUAUUUAUUGACUGGACACUUUCUCUGGUUUGAUGUGUUUUGAAAAUUUGCCAUUCUGUCAUAUGACAGGAAUAAUCUUGUCCAAAUAGUAGAGGCGUAAAUACAUAAAGGGUAUUUUGAAUUAUUAUUAUUAUUAUUUUUUUGCUUCAAAGUGUGGUAAAUCCGUUAAAACCGUGAAUAUAUGUUUCACAUUUUUAUGCUUAAGCUUUUACAUCAGCUAUGAACUUUGCAUUAUGGUUAACAAUUAAUAUAAUUCAAACAGUUCUUGACCUUUGCUGUGUCAAUUGUGAAAUGACUGUACUAUCAAGACAUGACUUUGGAUGGAUAUAUGUACGUCUAUUUUUAUGGACAAAACAACUCAUGUCUUUAUUUUUACAGAGCACUAUUAUAAGAUCAUUAUAGUAAUACUGCAUAAUCUAACAUUACCAAAUACAGUAAAUCCAUAGACAAAGCGGCAAAGCACAAGAUUUAUUUUUAAGAUCUGGGCAAAACAUACAAGAAUAUUAAACGUAUCCAAUUUACAUGGAAGACAAUUAACAGUAUGUUUAAUGAUAGAAAUAAAAAAAAAUUAUGGCACUUAGUGUUUUUAGAUUU
Sinocyclocheilus grahami is the source of this 2099-nucleotide messenger RNA. RefSeq names its product isocitrate dehydrogenase (NAD(+)) 3 catalytic subunit alpha (gene idh3a). Gene Ontology annotation, molecular function: NAD binding; magnesium ion binding; isocitrate dehydrogenase (NAD+) activity. Bases 89 to 1282 code for a protein of 397 amino acids. The record is from RefSeq and is a predicted model, not a curated record. Lineage: Eukaryota; Metazoa; Chordata; Actinopteri; Cypriniformes; Cyprinidae. The transcript is spliced from 13 exons. Gene Ontology annotation, cellular component: mitochondrion. Gene Ontology annotation, biological process: isocitrate metabolic process; tricarboxylic acid cycle.